CGUUAAAACUAAGCGAGGCGCGGUGCGGGGCGGCCGGCAGGGCCUGGCGGCUCCGCGGGACAUGGGGCAGAAGCGGCGGAGCCCUGGAGCGGCGGAGCGGGGCUGCGCAACUGAGGGGACGGCGGGCGGCAGCGGCCGCGGGCGGCUGGCGGAGUCCUGGCGGCGGCUGAGCUCCCGGCGCGGCUCCUCCAAGCGCAGCGGAACCUCCGCGCCCGCGCCGCCGGCACAGAAAUCAUGGAUAGAAAGAGCUUUUUACAAGAGAGAAUGCGUUCAUAUCAUACCCAGCACCAAAGACCCCCAUAGGUGUUGCUGUGGGCGUCUAAUAGGUCAACAUGUUGGACUGACUCCGAGUAUCUCCGUUAUCCAAAAUGAGAAAAAUGAAAGCAGGCUUACUCGCAAUGACAUCCAGUCAGAGAAGUGGUCCAUCAGCAAGCACACUCAACUCAGCCCAACGGACGCUUUUGGAACCAUUGAGUUCCAAGGAGGAGGCCACUCCAAUAAAGCCAUGUAUGUACGUGUGUCUUUUGACACAAAGCCUGACCUUCUUCUGCACCUGAUGACCAAAGAGUGGCAGCUUGAGCUCCCAAAACUUCUCAUCUCUGUGCAUGGAGGCCUUCAGAACUUUGAACUUCAGCCAAAGCUCAAGCAAGUCUUUGGGAAGGGCCUCAUUAAGGCUGCUAUGACAACUGGAGCAUGGAUAUUCACUGGAGGAGUAAACACAGGAGUCAUUCGACAUGUUGGAGAUGCACUGAAAGAUCAUGCCUCAAAAUCCCGAGGGAAGAUCUGCACCAUUGGCAUAGCUCCCUGGGGGAUUGUGGAAAAUCAAGAGGAUCUGAUUGGCAAAGAUGUGGUCCGACCAUACCAGACAAUGUCCAAUCCUAUGAGUAAGUUGACAGUACUCAACAGUAUGCAUUCACAUUUCAUUUUGGCUGACAAUGGCACUACUGGCAAGUAUGGAGCAGAGGUGAAACUUCGUAGACAGCUGGAAAAGCACAUUUCACUUCAGAAGAUAAAUACACGAAUUGGUCAAGGGGUUCCAGUGGUGGCACUCAUUGUGGAAGGAGGUCCCAAUGUUAUCUCUAUCGUUCUGGAGUACCUGCGAGACACUCCUCCUGUUCCUGUUGUGAUAUGUGAUGGCAGCGGUCGAGCAUCUGACAUACUUGCCUUUGGUCACAAAUACUCUGAAGAAGGAGGACUUAUCAAUGAGUCUUUGCGGGACCAGUUGCUAGUUACCAUCCAGAAGACUUUCACAUACACUCGAACACAGGCACAGCACCUCUUCAUUAUCCUCAUGGAGUGCAUGAAGAAGAAGGAGCUGAUCACAGUAUUUCGCAUGGGAUCAGAAGGACACCAGGAUAUUGAUUUAGCUAUCCUGACAGCAUUACUAAAAGGAGCUAACGCAUCUGCUCCCGACCAGCUGAGCCUGGCUUUAGCCUGGAACAGAGUGGACAUCGCUCGCAGUCAAAUCUUUAUUUACGGGCAGCAGUGGCCGGUGGGCUCCCUUGAGCAAGCAAUGCUGGAUGCACUGGUUUUGGACAGAGUGGAUUUUGUGAAAUUACUCAUAGAAAAUGGAGUAAGCAUGCAUCGUUUUCUCACCAUCUCCCGACUAGAGGAAUUGUACAAUACGAGACAUGGACCAUCCAACACUCUAUAUCAUCUAGUCAGGGAUGUCAAAAAGGGAAAUUUACCUCCUGAUUAUCGAAUAAGCCUGAUUGAUAUUGGUUUGGUGAUAGAGUACCUGAUGGGAGGAGCAUAUCGCUGCAAUUAUACCCGAAAGCGGUUCAGAACACUGUACCACAAUUUGUUUGGGCCCAAGAGGCCAAAAGCCCUGAAACUGUUGGGAAUGGAGGACGAUGUCCCUUUACGACGAGGGAGGAAAACAACUAAGAAAAGAGAAGAAGAAGUUGAUAUUGAUUUGGAUGACCCUGAGAUAAAUCAUUUUCCCUUUCCAUUCCAUGAGCUGAUGGUGUGGGCUGUGCUUAUGAAGCGCCAGAAGAUGGCCCUCUUCUUUUGGCAGCAUGGAGAGGAGGCUAUGGCUAAAGCACUGGUGGCCUGCAAACUCUGCAAAGCCAUGGCCCAUGAAGCAUCAGAAAAUGACAUGGUGGAUGACAUAUCCCAAGAGCUGAACCAUAAUUCCAGGGACUUUGGCCAAUUGGCAGUGGAGCUGUUGGACCAGUCAUACAAACAGGACGAGCAACUGGCAAUGAAACUGCUGACCUACGAGCUGAAGAACUGGAGCAAUGCCACAUGCCUGCAGCUCGCAGUGGCAGCCAAGCACAGGGACUUCAUUGCUCACACUUGCAGCCAAAUGCUGCUCACAGACAUGUGGAUGGGCCGUCUCCGGAUGCGCAAAAAUUCUGGCCUAAAGGUAAUUCUAGGAAUUCUACUUCCUCCUUCAAUCCUCAGCUUGGAGUUCAAGAACAAAGACGAUAUGCCUUACAUGUCUCAGGCCAAUGAGAUCCAUCUUCAGGAGAAAGAGCCAGAGGAACCAGAAAAGCCAGCGAAAGAAAAAGAGGAAGAGGACAUGGAACUCACAGCAAACAGCAGGAGCUGCCCCCAGGAGCCCGUCUGCAGGCAGGCAGAAGGACCUGCCUACAAGACCCAGUAUGCAGGCAAGCUGAAGGAGCAGCCCACAAGACCCACCUACAGGACCCGUUUGCAGGCAAUGCUGGGACGAGGGAAUGGAGAGCCCUCAAGAAAGAAAGAAGAAGAGGAAGUACAGAGCAGGCACAGACUGAUUCCUGUUGGAAGAAAGAUUUAUGAGUUCUACAAUGCUCCUAUUGUUAAAUUUUGGUUUUACACACUGGCAUAUAUAGGCUACUUAAUGCUGUUCAAUUACAUAGUGUUAGUGAAGAUGGAUCGCUGGCCAUCCACACAGGAAUGGAUUGUCAUCUCAUACAUUUUCACUCUGGGAAUAGAGAAGAUGAGAGAGAUACUGAUGUCAGAGCCUGGAAAACUGUUACAAAAAGUUAAAGUUUGGCUCCAGGAGUACUGGAAUGUUACAGAUCUCAUAGCUAUCCUCCUGUUCUCUGUCGGGAUGGUCCUCCGUUUGCAAGAUCUGCCACUUCGGAGCGAUGGCCGGGUCAUAUACUGUGUGAAUAUCAUUUACUGGUACAUACGGUUACUAGACAUCUUCGGAGUAAACAAGUAUUUGGGACCAUAUGUUAUGAUGAUUGGAAAAAUGAUGAUAGAUAUGAUGUAUUUUGUCAUCAUCAUGUUGGUGGUUCUGAUGAGCUUCGGUGUCGCAAGACAAGCUAUUCUCUUCCCCAAUGAGGAGCCUUCAUGGAAGCUGGCAAAAAACAUUUUUUACAUGCCUUAUUGGAUGAUCUAUGGGGAAGUGUUUGCAGACCAGAUAGACCCUCCUUGUGGUCAAAAUGAAACUAGAGAAGAUGGCAAAAUAAUCCAGCUGCCCCCUUGCAAGACAGGAGCAUGGAUCGUUCCUGCCAUCAUGGCCUGUUACCUCUUGGUUGCAAACAUCCUUUUGGUGAACCUUCUGAUUGCUGUUUUCAACAAUACAUUUUUUGAAGUCAAAUCCAUAUCCAACCAAGUAUGGAAAUUUCAAAGGUAUCAGCUAAUCAUGACAUUUCAUGAAAGGCCAGUUCUCCCACCACCUCUGAUCAUUUUCAGCCAUAUGACUAUGAUAUUCCAACAUGUCUGCUGUAGAUGGCGGAAACACGAAAGCGACCCAGAUGAGAGAGACUACGGAUUAAAACUUUUCAUAACUGAGGAUGAAUUGAAAAAAGUCCAUGAUUUUGAAGAGCAGUGCAUAGAAGAAUAUUUCAGAGAGAAGGAUGACAGAUUCAAUUCUUCCAACGAUGAAAGAAUCCGUGUCACUUCAGAAAGGGUGGAGAAUAUGGCCAUGCGACUGGAAGAAGUAAAUGAGCGAGAGCACUGCAUGAAGGCCUCUCUGCAGACCGUUGACAUCAGACUUGCUCAGCUGGAAGAUAUGAUAGGACGAAUGGUGACAGCAUUAGAAAAACUGACUGGCAUAGAGAGAGGUGAGACAACCAAGAUACGAUCCAGGACUUCAUCCGACUGUACUGAUGCAGCCUACAUUGUGAGGCAGAGUAGCUUCAAUAGUCAGGAAGGAAAUACUUACAAGCUGCAAGAGAGCAUAGAUCCUACAGGAGAGGAGUCCAUGUCCCCAACCUCUCCUACAAUUACACCUCGCAUGCGAAGCCACUCUUUCUAUGCAACAAAUAUGAAGGACAAGUGUGGGUUGGAAAAGUUUGAAAGCAUUUUCAAGGAAAGAUCUCCAAGCCUGCACCGGGCUAGCAGUUCCCACUCAAUAGCAAAAGAAGGAAAGGUUCCCUUACCCCCUACCAGCACUUUGUCAAUUGUCCCAGACUCCAGAAGGCCUUCGUCUUGUAUAGACAUCUACGUUUCUGCAAUGGAUGAGAUGCAUUCUGACACAGAGCCUCUUGAUAGCUCCAUAAAUAUUCUUGGUACUGGAGAUGUAGCCCUGCAGGCACACAUAGCCUCUUCCAUUUUAGCCAACAGUGCAUAUAUUAGCAGUACACCUGGUGAAAAAAUUUCUGGCAGGAGUCUUGAUUACGAGGAAACAUCCGGAAUAGAAACAAGAGCAUUUUCUUCAGACUAUUCACAAAUCACAGACUGCCAAAUAACCUGGGAUUCAGACCCUCCCUUGUACCACACUUUAGAGCGAUCUAAAAGCAGCCGUUAUCUGGCUACAACUCCAUUUAUUCUGGAGGAAACACCAAUUGUGAAAUCUCACAGUUUUAUGUUCUCUCCAUCUCGAAGCUACUUCAGCAGCCUUGGCGUCCCAGUCAAAACAGCAGAAUACACAAGUAUUACAGACUGCAUAGACACAAGGUGCGUGAGUGCUCCCCAGACCGUUGCAGAGAGGGCCAGUUUCCCUGGAAGUCUUGGCAUCAAGGUGGAAGACUUGGGAUGCUGCCACCCAGAGAGAGAAGCAGAAUUAAGCCACCCAAGCUCCGAUCAUGAGGAUACUGAGGCCAAGGACAAGAAGGGGAUUCCCUCAUCUCCUCAAGACAGUAGUGCCACAAGAACUCUGACCAACAGCAUCCCAAUUCCAAAAAUAGAGAGGGCUAACAGCUACUCUGCAGAAGAGUCCAACAUGCUGUAUGCACAGCACACACGGAAGAGCUACUCAAUCAGUGAUAAACUUGACAGACAGCGAAAUGCAACAAGCCUGCGAAACCCCUUCCAGAGGAGUAAGUCCUCAAGGCCAGAGAGCAGAGGGGACAGCCUGUCCAUGAGGAGACUAUCAAGAACAGGAGCGUUCCGCAGCUUUGAAAGCAAGCACAGCUAGGCCUAGACAAAUCUUGCAGGCAGUCAAAAGGUCAUCAGCUCUCCAGUCCAUUUUCCUUAGCAAAAUUACCACACCUCAUAUCAUUCCAUGUCAACUCCAGUCGGCAUUAGCCACCGGUCAAGGGAAUAUGUUGUCAGUCUCAGCAUCAACCUGCUGAGUUACUGCAUCUUGACCCAGUUGACAUUUGCACAUAAGGAAAAAGGGAGGGAUGAAAGAUUUACAGAGACUUCAGUAAAUGACAGGAAUAAAAAGACCCCUACAGAAAGUUAUGAGUAAUAACUGAGUUAAGAAAUCUGCCUUCUAUUAGAAGGCAUCCUAAGAUCUCUUAUCCACAAGUUCUUAGAACAUAGUAAUUAACCUGCAAAAAAAGAGAUGUACAGAUUAGAUGUCCUAAACUUCGAUCAUAACUUCUUUUUCAUCUGUUUCACCAUUGUGAUGACUGGUGAAAAGCAAUUGUUAUUUCUCUGGGGGCUGGUGGCAAACAAAACUAAAGUCUCCCAAAUACCUUGCAACCUACACUUGUGUAAAUGAAGAUGGAGAAGAUAAAUCAUAAAGUUCACUUGUCUCUUUUUGUAUCAAAUUCCAGUGCCACACAAAAAAAAAGUUUAUAUUUUCAAAAGCAGAAAGGGAACAGAAAUGCCUUUUGUACUGCAUCAUAAAUGGAGGAAGAAUUUGUGUUGAAGUAUCAGGUGAUUUCCUGAUAAAACAGGCAUUCUGGAGUCUAGCACAGCUGAGCAAGCUCAGGAUGAAUGUAAUUAAGCGGAAUAGUAUACAUUUAUUUUUUUACAACAUUUGUGAUCAAUAUGUUGCCUCACUAAAUCAAAGGAUGUGAUAGAGCAGUAAGAACAGGAUGAUCAGAGCAGAGUGCAGUAAUAUUGUCAGGUUCUCACUGCUCUGUUUAAUUGAUUACUCUAACUGGGGAGGCUUACCCACAGGGUUGCCACCAGGCUCUUCUUGCUGUUCCAUUUGAGCUGCCAAUUUUUCACAUCAUUCCCUCUCCUAAAAGUAUGCCUUUUUUUCUUUUUUAAUGAAGACAUGGCUGUAUUUGAACAUUUCAAACUAUAUAAGGUUUAUCAAGAUCUAUCUGGUCUGAAUCCAGAUUAACGAAAUUAGACUGAAGUUACUUAAAGGAAAACAUCAUUGGCGGAAUACUGGAAAACACUGACAAAUAUACAUACUUCUAAGGUAAGUUAAAGAAUCAAAGUGAAAAUAGAGUUGUCUUGUAACAGCAAAAGCCAUCAGAUGCAAGUGUACCUCUACCAUUCAGCAACAUAUUACAGAAAAUACAUUUUAGUAGAAUAAAAUACAUCUGAUCCAUAGUGUACUUACGGUGUUUGGUUGAAGGCAAUAGAAACUCCACUGACUCUACCUUAUUUCAAAAGGUCCACAGUAUGAACAGGAUUUUCAAAAGUAUUAUGGCAAGAUAUCACAGCGGUCAGAGGGGAAAGGGUACACAGGAGGUAGAACAGCAACUGGACCAAAAUUUCACAUCCUUUAUGAAGGGACAGCGUUUAAGCUUGGAAAGAAUUGAAGUCAGUGCUAUUAAAAUUAGGACAUCUCUAUGAUGACCAAAACCUGUGUAGAAUCAAGUCCUUUUUGUUAUAAAAUAAGAGUACAUGCAAGUAGGGUACAUGCUUCCCAUUUAUUCAAAUGGGAAUUAUCUUCCAAAUCUCUAAGGCAGCUUUAAAAAUGUAGGCUGACGUUUUCUCACUGGGAUCUCACCCUGGGAGACCCUAAGGACCAUGUGAGAGUUAGGUCUGAAAGGCAACAAAUCCAGACAUAAAAAAUAAUCAUCCAGCUUGAGACAAGAGGCAAAGAAGAUGAAAACCUUACUGGUACUACAUACUGAGUCACUACGUUGGAAAGAUUGUGAAAUAAAGAAAUGCAACAUGGAGAUGCUAAGCACAAUGUGUUUCAUACUUCCUGCACCAAUGCGUUUCUUUCUUUAUUCUGUUUGACCAAGCUUUCAAUGAGCUUAACUCCACCAAGACACCAUGUUUAUGCAAUUGCCUUGCAGUCCAUGUGCAGCAUUAUGAUCACAUGGCAACACCAAGAAAGGUCAGAAACUUUUCUGUGCAUUAUGAAGCAUGCUUGUGACAGGCUGAUUGUUGAACAACAGCAAAAAGCCCAGGGACAAAGGAACUUGUGUUUAACAAUCUGCUUCAAAUGUGCCAACUUUUGUUAGCAGCCUUUCACUAAGGUUUCUCCAAAUCUAUUUGUCCUUGAUGAGUAUAGGGGGAUCUUCUCGCUCUGUUUUCUUUGUUACUUUUACGAAUGUCUUCUAAAAAAAUUUGUGGACUCUUCCACCUCUACUGUAUGAUUGGCCUACUCUAGAGGAACUUCAAAUUCAUUAGAAAUUUGUCAACAGUGAUUAGUAAAUUAGUUCAAAGGAUAGGAGUCUCCUCUGGGGUAGAUUUCAUUGCUUAGUUAGUCAGGGUAAAGGAAUUUGCCAAACCCAGAAGCUGUAUAAAUAUUUAAAAUACAGCACUUUAUUGAUCUGGAGCACACAUUCCAGGUAAAAAGGAAACAGGACACUUUAUUUACCUCUUAAAAUUUGCCAUUAUAUAUAAAAUGUAAAUUCAGAUGUUAAAAGUGUGAUUGCAAGAUGUCAGAAGACUACUUUUCCUGAAUGUCUCCCAUUUAUUCUACAGUGUGGUGUCUAUAGAAAAUAAUAUGAUGGAUGUUAGGUUAUUUCAUCUUCACCUGCUUUUGACACAUUGCAUCAAAUGGCUUCUUUCUCAGUAAAUGGUAGAACACCCAUUCCUGGCAAUGGGACCAGAUUUCCCACUUCCAAUGUUACUAUGAUCAUUUAGUGAGAGUAAAAGUCUUAUCAUCCAUCAUGCCAUGUACCUAUAGCAUGUGCCAUAUGACAUAUUUUGUAUCAGAGGCUAGGGCUUAUGAAAUAUAUAUCUACACAUAUAUACAUAUCGCCCAUGUGUAAACCAGUAUAGUUGUGACAUGUGAUAAUAUUAGUGAACGUUACAGGACAAUUUUACUAUCACGUUAUAAGGUCUUGUUUGUAAAUCUGUAACAUUCAAUAAACUAGCACAUGUUGCAUCAAGCAUUAAGUUCCACUUUCCAAUUAUUAGCAUACAUAUGGAAUAUACAUUUCUGAUCACGGUGUGUAAGUUUGGUGUGUUUCACACAUUUUUCUGUAUAGCUCCACUUAAGUGUCCGUAUGAGCUGCUGUAUAAACCUCUAAUGAGCCACUGUGGGCUGUGACAGGUGAGUUGUGGUAGCGUGAAAGAUGAACUGGCAUGUUAUGCAAAAGAUUAUAAGAUAAAUGAACUAAUAAUAUUUUGAAACUCAACUGAAUUUAGCUGUUUGUUUACAUACGCUGGCCAACUGAGGAAGCAGUGUACAGUAUUUUAUAAAUAUUUUCCUAUAGUAAUCUGUUCUGUUGUUUCCAGUUUAAGUGAUGCUAUUCUACAGUUGGGGUAUACACUUGUCCUAGGUAUUGGAUAAUAGCACAUUAUUCUUUCACUAUAACCUUGUGGUAUGACUGGAAUAGUUUCUCUUCCUUACAGUCCAGUCUUUUUUUGUGUCGAUGAAAAUGCAUGCAUUGUUCCAUGAGUUUCUUUGGACUGCUAUGAAACUUAGCAUUUUGCUAUUGCCUGCCUGUAAAGAUGAAUCCAGUUAGGAACGAAUCCAAACUUUUGGAUGUUUACAUUAUUUCCAUUAUGUUUGAUCUUUAGCAAAGUAGGUGAUUUUUUUAUUAUUUUUAAAUGACAGUUGUAUUUUAUGAAAUUGAAAUAUUCAACGUAAAAUGCGAACCUACAGCAGUCCUCAGACAUUUGGCUCUCUCUUUUUUGGAAGAGAUAAGGUGCUACAUUAUUGUUCUUAGCACAAGUGCCAGUUAAUAAAUGGCAGUGUGGGGAUAAUUUAAAAAUAUAAUGAACACCCAAAAUAUCCAUUCAUGCACAUAAGGAAAGCCCACUGGGUUCCAGAUAUAGAUUGCUUGUUUUCAUUUUCCAUUUACAGAUUUUUGGUAAAAAAAAAAAAAAAAAAAAGAUUUGUACUUUUGUGGAAUGGAUAACCUUUUGUCAGGGGAUAAAUAUCUUAGUUAGGUAUAUUUUUUGUAAGAAAAGAAAAAUGAUUUGUUUCUUAGAAACUGUCAGCACAUGGAAAAUGCAACUACAAAAAUAACUGCUCAAAAACAGUGCUGGUAGCAGCACGCAGCCUUAGUCCAAUGACUGCAGUCGGAGCAAACGAGUAUCUCAGUUCUGAGAGCAGAAGUUGUCAAAGGUAUGAGCUUGGAGUGAGCCAGUGAAACAAAAUUCUCAAUAAACUCAUGGUGCAAAUUUUAAGAACAAGCAUAAAUGUCUUGUUAAGUUGCUCAGGUUGUACACUUAAGAGGAUUUAAUAAUCACCAGAAGGGAAGAUGUGAGCUUGUCAUUCCUGGAUUUCCCUAGGAACACUUAGGUAUUUGUGAGUCUUUCCCCUGCUUAAAAUAAUGGUAUAUUUGCGUGUUUGCGUAAGUAGGCACAGAUGUUAAAAAAAAAAAAAAAAAGGCCACGUUUUCAGUGCUGUUAAAAGAUACUAUGUUUAGAUCACUUACUCCAAAAGAAAUAGGAAAGCUUCCUAGCAUUAUUUUUCCCUCACCUACUUCAAACAACAGCAUCGCCCAAACUGGGCAAAAGUAAAGCACUGGGGCAUCUGCUUAUCUAAUGAAAAGCUUUGUUCCUCUAGAUGGUGUUCACUGGCCUUGCCACACUUUUGCGUAAAGGCAGAAGUGUUGAAUGAAUGUGGGGGGACCAACUUUCUGCACCUCAGUGAGAGCUGUGCAGCUGUGUAACUAAUCACAGUGUACUGACGGCAGUUAUGGUCUUAUCACUGCUGGUGCAAAUCUGCAGAGAAGAAAAAACAGUGAUUUCAAAGGAGUUACUCUGACUUUUGUCAGGGAAUGGAUUAAUUCUGCUUUUCUAUCUCUAUAUUACUUUGAGUCAUGACACAACUUGUCCUAAAUCAUCAUCAAGUGGGCAGUCUCGUGACUGAGCCAGACUGGUUGUGAAAGUCUCUGACCUUUUAAUUUUUGCUGUAUGCUUUCAGAUCUGUCAUAGAGCCACAGAGUACUUAUUUCUAAAAAAUUAUUAGGAAAAAAAUGUUUGAUUAUGAAAUUGCUGCUGUUUCUGCUGCAGGGAAGUGAUAACUCUUGUUUAUUUUACUAUUUGGUAGGGAGGGAGAGGGAACAGAAGUGGGAAUUGGCUGUGAAAAACAAUUUUAUGCCUUCACAAGAGUAAAUUGUAUUAAAGUUAUAUUCUUCCACCACUGCAGUUCUUGUACAUGAGGAGAGUCUAUAUGCUGCUACUGCUGUCUGGAACAGUGUUUGCAAUAUACUAUACUAAUAGCUAUUUAAUCAUUUAUUAUUUGGGUUAUCAUUUGUAAGUGUAUAACAAUCAUUUAUAAAGGGAGAAAAGUUAUUAAAACGUCAUUUUAAAUAAAUUCCUACUAAUAUGAAGCUUUUCAAGUAUGAUUUGUCUAAAUGUAUAUCACUAGGGAAAAUGGUACUUUCCAAAGGUCUACUGGAUUCACAAUGCACUUUUAGACUGUGUUUAGAUAUGUAAUAAAAAGCAGAAGUUGGCAAUUACUACAGUAGAACUUUCUGAGAUUUCUGUAACAGUUGUUUUGCAAUA
Molecule: messenger RNA, 10926 nt
Organism: Numida meleagris (helmeted guineafowl)
Lineage: Eukaryota; Metazoa; Chordata; Aves; Galliformes; Numididae
Gene: TRPM3
Product: transient receptor potential cation channel subfamily M member 3
Exons: 26
Coding region: 62-5293 (1743 amino acids)
Biological process (GO): protein tetramerization; monoatomic cation transmembrane transport
Cellular component (GO): membrane
Molecular function (GO): monoatomic cation channel activity
Source: RefSeq, a predicted model, not a curated record